Molecule: messenger RNA, 864 nt
Organism: Echinostoma caproni
Lineage: Eukaryota; Metazoa; Platyhelminthes; Trematoda; Plagiorchiida; Echinostomatidae
Source: the annotation of a GenBank genome assembly
AUGAAAAUAGAGGAGAAUCGAUAUCAAGUAUCAGAUCGAACUCCGCUGAGGUGCGAGUUGUGUGAUUUAACAUUCACGUCUGUUGAAAAUCUCAAUGGUCACAUAAAUGGCCAAAAACACAAACGCAAAUUGAAUGCUUCGGCCACCAUAACUCCGGCACCUAACGGCUCCGUGGUCACCUCCUCAACUGACGCGGCACCGUCAAUCGGAUCUGAUCCGACUGUCCCGCUUGCAACAAAUAAUCAACCUCUCCACUGCAUAGCUUGUGACCUGACCUGUUCAUCGGUUGAGCAAUUGACAUUCCAUCUGAAAGGCAAACGGCAUGCGAAGAGAUGCAAAAGGCAAGCGGAAUACUGGGUCGCGGUCACUCAGGCUGCCAAGAAUUGUAAACCUCAAACAGACGAGGCAAGUCCAAUUAAGACCCCGAAAAAGCGAACAUUCUUUCGUCUACCCAAGACGUUGCCGGAAACCAGUCCUGAAGCGCUGUUGGAAAUGGAAAAUGCCCUACCUUUGUCUGGGAAUUGUUAUUCAAUUGCCAGUUUGCCGUUUUGCACGCUACCCAGUGGAAUGCAAACCACUGAAUCAGAACCGGAUAUAAAACGGGCGCGUUUGGAUCCGGAAUCGGCUAAUCCGUCUGAAGAGGAGUCAAAAACGGAAGCCACUACACGCUUUUGUGGUCAUCUGAACUGUGUCCUUGGUCGUGCUGCUAAACGCUUAAAUUCAUCACUGCCGCAUCGCGAUGCCCUGAGUUUACUACUAAAGGGUUUUCAUGGUGUCUGGUUCCCACGGAAGUUGUGCCUAUCAAAGCAAACUCCUCAACAGUGGCUAACUUCUGCCACAAUUACAGCCGCCUAUGUGAAAUAA